AUGGGGAUCCAAAACCUUCUCAAAUUUCUCAAGCCGCUUGCGCAGCCUGCGCACAUCAGCGAAUUCGCUGGACAGACUGUGGGCGUCGACGCCAUGAGCUGGCUGCACCGCGGUGCCAUUGCCUGCGCGGUUGAACUGAUCAAGCAGGAAGAGUCCGACAAGUUCCUCCGAUUUGUCAUCCAUAUGAUUAUGCUGUUCAAAUACCACCGCGUAGAGCCGCUCCUCGUUUUCGACGGCGCUAAAAUUCCGGCAAAGGCAGCCGAGGACGAGAAGCGACAACAAGCACGGCAAAAGGCGUCAGAGGAAGCGCGAGAGCUGCUGAAAAAAUACGAAGAAGCUCGGCGCGCCGGUCGCAAACCUCCUGGAGAUACGCGAGAACUUCUCACCAGGUGCUCGCAGGCUCUCUCCAUCUCUCCAGAAAUGGUGGACACAGUGAUCUCGGCCUGUCGCUCGCUCGGCGUUGCCUUCGUCGUCGCGCCCUACGAGGCGGAUGCUCAGCUCGCCUUCCUCGCACGGACAGGAAAGAUUGCUGCGGCCGUAUCGGAAGACAGCGACUUGCUCGCGCAUGGCUGCCAGCAAGUCUUGUUCAAGAUGGACAGGGAGGGGAACUGCGAACGUUUGAGUCUCCCUCUAAACGACCGCGCCUCUCCCGACGCCGCGCAGGCCUCCGUCUCUGCGUCUUCAGCCAAAAAACUGGGACAGCUGGAGUGUCUCCGCGACUUUGAUCAGACGAUGUUCACAGCGAUGUGCGUUCUUGGCGGAUGCGACUACACGCACGAUGUUCACAUUAACGGUCUCGGCAUCAGCACUGCAUGCCGCUUCGUACACAAACUGGGGAAGCUGGAAGCCGUCAUUCAGUACCUUUUCAAAGACGAGAAGUGGAGAAAGAAACUGACUCUCCCUCAGGAGGUUGUCCUGCGUGGACACAAGAUGGCCAUGGUGGCCUUCACACACCACCGCGUCUUCGAUGUGAACUCCGGAUUGGUUGUUUCUGCUUCUUCUCUUCUUCCUCAUCGUUCUUCUCUCUCUGCUUCUCUUUCUUCUGUGUCGCCUGUUGUGGGGCGCCGCCAUGCUUCGUCCUGCGCUCAGACGUCCGCGGACCGAGGGACGCCUGAGGAUCGCCUCACGCGAGAAGAGAACUGCGCAGGAGAGAAGGAAAACCACCGGCCGGAGGGAGUCGCGGAGUCGAGCGAGAAGAAGGCGGCGGAGACCGAGCUCGCAGAGCAGACAGAGGAGACGGAACGCAGAGGCGACAAGAAACCGGAGAGGCGAGACUCGCGCAAGUUCUCGGAAGGCGCGUGCGACCUUGACAGAGACGACAGCGACGGCGAGGCUGCGCGGGAGAAGAUCGUCGGCAAAUGCCAAGAGAAUUUCCUUCCUUACGCAGAUGGCCUGGUUAACCCACGCACCCACAAGCCUCGAAUUGCGCAUUUGAAUCGUAAAGAAAGGUUGUUGCUCGAGGAGUAUCGAACACGGUCGCUGAUACGCGUCCAUGAAGACAAUUUGCUUUCAGCACGAUCGCGCGCCUGUCAAACGCACCAGCGUCCCUCUUCUUCUUCCUCUUCUUCUUCUUCUUCUUCGUCUUCUGCUUUGUCUUCUUCUUCGUCUUCUUCUUUGUCUUCGUCGUCUUCUGUGUCCUCGUAUUUCGACGCUUCUUCCUCUUGCGUUUCCGCUUCUUCCGACGUUCCGCCCUGCUCGCCUUCGCGCGCGUCGGCCUCCGCCGAUUUCGCGUCAUACCGCAGUGCUGCUUCGUCCUGGCUCCAGCGGACGAGAGCGGCGAAAGACGGGGGAGAGAGCGAACAGAGAGAGCGACGGGCGAGAGCGCGCGAAGACGAGGCCUGCAGAGAGGCGCCUGCGUUCGAUGACUUCGCGAUGCCAUGCGCACCGCAACAGACAAGACAGGGACAUUUCUGCGGAGACGACGCUCGCCAGCCUGGAGGCGAGGGAGCACGACAGGCGGCUGCGAUGCACGAAGCGAAGGAGAGGGAGGCCAGCGAGGCUGGCGGAGACGCGAGUCGUGCCACCGCGUCUGAACAGGAGAGAGAAGAGAUCACUGCGACAUCGAUGCAAAAGGGAGCCGUGCGAAGUCGUAUCGUGUGUUCGAGCGAAAAGCCAGCAAAGGGUGGACAGAUGAAACUCACUUUCAUCGUCGAAAAGCGAACGAGAGUGGUGCAGACAGAGCGCGGAUUCAGGGAAAACAGGAAGGAAAAUAACCAGGCAACGCACGGCGCUGAGUCCUCUUUGUCUCUCGAGAAAGAUGGUGUUUGUUCUCUCUCGGGGGCGCGCUCGGCCUUCGCAGCGUUUGCGUACCGCGAAAAUGCCCAGCUGAGUGAGGAGAACACAGACGCUGAAGAAGGGCAAGUUGUCGGCGCAGGGCCGCAGAAACGCGAGAGAAGCCAAGACGACGAAAAUGAAGCAUACAACGCGCGACACAAGCGACACAAAUCCCCAAACGAAAUUCAUGUUUCCGAAAGGGCGCUUCACGCGUCUUCUCCUUUCGCCGCGUUCGCUGCACCCUCUUUCCAACCUGCUUCGUCUGCUUCUCUCGCUUCUCGCACCCUUCCCUCUGCGUCUUCUCAGUCUUCGCCUCCCCCGUCUCAGUCUCCCUCUCAACUUUCUGUCCAAUUCUCGUCUUCCUCUCUUGCACAGUCGCUUCUUCAGUCUGCCCCCGCAGUUCCUGGCUCUUCUUCAAGCCGAAAAAAGAAGAAAUUCGGCACAGCCUUCGAGGCGGCCUCAAACGCCAGCGGGGCGUCUGGGGACUCGUGGAUCCUUGGCGGCAAGGUGACAGGCUCGUCCAAUCCGACUCUGUCUGCUUUUGCCUGGCGAAACAAAAAAUAGGGAACAGCUCCACUCC
This is a messenger RNA of Toxoplasma gondii ME49, 2854 nucleotides long. RefSeq names its product XPG N-terminal domain-containing protein. Bases 1 to 2838 code for a protein of 945 amino acids. Lineage: Eukaryota; Apicomplexa; Conoidasida; Eucoccidiorida; Sarcocystidae. The transcript is spliced from 14 exons. The record is from RefSeq and is a predicted model, not a curated record. Gene Ontology annotation, molecular function: 5'-flap endonuclease activity; metal ion binding.